GGAGUAACGUGCGGCAUUUUGUACUGGAUCAACUGUCCAGCCACGCUAGGUAGCAGUGAUUCACAGAAGAAAUUUUAUUUUUAAACAUACUUUGGAAGAAUAAAAUUGGUACAAUUUCAAUACAAGGAAAAGUUUAGUUCAUUUUUAUUGUGAUACUGACUGGGUUUGUAGUCUACAAGCUGCAUACAGGCGCGGGAAUGUUGUCAUUUUGUGUUUUGAAUUAGGCCCAUGACUGCAACGGAAUGCAGAAUACCUGAGCGAUAAUUUUGCUGAGUGGAUAUCAACGGUUUUCACAACGUGAGGCUGCAAGAUGUCUGGAAUUUCUGCAUCAGAAACAAGUGGCACUGAAAAGCAGUAUGGAAUAACUUCACCCAUAAGUCUAGCAGAGCCUAAAGCUAAGGACAUAACGCUGGACAAGCAGCUAGAGGAAGCCUUGAAGUCCUUUGAUAUUUUCGAAACUCAAGAAGAGAUACAACAUCGAAUGGUCGUUUUGGGUCGUCUAAAUGAAAUUGCAAAGCAAUGGAUUAUCGAUGUUUCGCUCUCCAAGAACAUGCCCGAGAAUGUCGCCAAAAAUGUUGGCGGGAAGAUCUUCACCUUUGGCUCUUUUCGACUCGGUGUUCACACCAAAGGUGCUGAUAUCGAUACCCUGUUGGUAGCUCCGAGACACGUUGAGCGAUCAGAUUUUUUUCAUUCGUUCUACGAAUUUCUCAAGGAUAGGGAAGAAGUCAAAGAUCUUAGGGCUGUCGAAGAGGCAUUUGUGCCUGUGAUGAAAAUGCAGUUCGAUGGUAUUGAGAUCGAUUUGCUAUUUGCUCGCUUGGCCCUUCCCACGAUACCCGAUGAUUUAAAUUUACUGGAUGAAAGUCUUCUAAAGAACUUGGAUCCAAAAUGCGUGCGAAGUUUGAAUGGUUGCCGUGUCACCGACGAAAUUUUGAGUUUAGUUCCAAACAGAGAACAAUUUAGGAUGACUUUGCGAUCAAUCAAGCUAUGGGCAAAAAAUCAUGGAAUCUACUCAAAUGUAAUCGGUUUUCUUGGUGGUGUGUCCUGGGCAAUGCUCGUUGCGCGAAUUUGUCAAUUGUAUCCAAAGGCAGUGGCUGGCACAUUGGUUUGGAAAUUUUUUCGUAUUUAUUCGCAGUGGAAAUGGCCACAGCCAGUUCUAUUAAAAGAAAUUCCAAAAGAAAAUAAACUGGGCUUCACUGUCUGGGAUCCACGUACCAACCCCACCGACCGUUACCAUUUGAUGCCGAUUAUCACCCCUGCAUAUCCGCAACAAAAUUCAACAUACAACGUUUCUGUGUCAACGCUUACCAUUAUGAAAGAAGAAUUCCAGUCAGGUCUGAAGGUCAUGGAUGAAGUUUUUGCAGAUAAGGCUGAAUGGAAAACACUUUUCGCGUCAUCGAAUUUUUUCCAUAGAUAUAAGCAUUACAUAGUUCUUGGGGCAUAUUCAGACGUAGAGGAAAGUCAUUUAGAAUGGGCUGGUCUCGUAGAAUCUAAAGUCCGUAUUUUAGUCGGCAUGUUAGAAAAGAAUCAGUAUGUAAAACUUGCGCAUGUCAACCCGUCGUCAUAUGGUCCUCUUGAAAACCCGGAACAAGAAGAAAAACCGAAUGUUCGCCGAUGGUUUAUUGGACUCGAGUUUCGAAAAGUUGAUCAAACAAUCAACGUUGAUCUAACUCCAGAAAUUCACUAUUUUAGAAACACAGUUGAAAAACAGGCCUUGCAAAGUGCAAUAUACAAAGAGGGCAUGCGCAUAGAAGCAAAGCACGUCAAAAAAAAGCAACUUCAUCAAUUUCUCCCAAACUCGGUUUUAAGAAUUAAAAAGAAAAGCUCGACUACUAGUCAAGCUGGCACUUUGAAAAGACAAGCUUCGGAUGCUUCAUUGAAACCGCUGGACGACAGCUCGUGUGAUGUUGAAGAAGCUGCCCCAGAUAGUCACAAGUCUGAUCAAACUUUAGAAACCGACAAUGGUUCUUUAGAGGAAAAUAGAAGCUCAGUAGAUAGCGGGAUUUCUAUUGAUGCGUCACAACAAGUUGGUGUUAAAAAACGCGGUAUUAAACGACCCAGUUCACCGUUGGAUGAAGACGCAAGUCCGAUUAAAAAGAUCCGAGAACAGGCAGACAGCGGCAAUUAUAACAGCCAAGAUGCGUUUGAGGACAGAGUUGGGGAUUUGCUAGAUAACCAAUCGCAAGAUUCUUCAACAGAAAGCCACGUUGCUAAGAAUUCAAUCAAGCUGACCCUGAAGGAAUAGAUGUACGGGAAAAGCAUUAUCAGAAAUAUGCAUAAACGCAGUCUUCUUACUGGUUGGAACUGGCAGAUCGUGAAUUAGAGCAUGGGAAGUUCAAGCCAGCUUUCAAAUGAAGUUCAUUACAACUACAGUCGUUACCCAGUUUCAUUGUUCACAUUCACUGCCCUAUCUGCCAUUGAGGAGCAUUCUAAUUUACCAUAGCUCCGAGCUACUAUUAAAAGGAGCCUUUCCAGUUUUUUCCGUGUCUGCAAGAGAAGGUUUAGUUUGAAUCGUUUUAGUGUAGUUCUUCUUUUAGUCACAAAUACAGAUAUUUUGAUCCAAAUCUCUUUCCAAUGUAUUUUUCGUGAACCCUACUCUAUUCUGAUAUUAUAGGAAACAGAUAAACUGCUUCGUAAAAAAUCUGUAUUUUUGUUGGUUAUAUUAUUUAUUCCUUAAGUAUCAUCUUCGUUACUUAUAAACUUCAGUCUCUUACCGAAGACAUGAUACAGAUGAUCAGAUCACAAUCGUCUUUCUUCCAUUCUCUUCUUCUUAGAAAUAAUUUUGUUAACAGAUGCUGUUGUUUUUAUAAAUUCUCAGAAAUUAAGUUGUAAUGAUAUAACAAAUUAUGUUUUGCAAGACUUACAGGGGCCUUAUUGUGAAGGAAUGUAAAAAAAUUAGAAAAAAAAACAGAGAAAAGAUAGGAAAAUAACAACAAAUUAUAUAUUAUCUUGAAUAGCCAGCACAUUAAGCAAAAUUUUUAGACAAGUUUUUCCCUUGCUUUAUGUAAAUUUUUUAAUGAGUUAGAAGAAGUCCCAGCUAACACAAUUUGGAUCUCAUUAUUCAAUUUUUCCUCUUAUUCAAACUAGGAUUGUCCUUUUAGAGGUGUAAAAUGAUAAAUCAUGGAAGCUGUCUAAAUUACUGUCUGCAAUGUAGUUUUGGUUUAAUUUAACUGUAGUUUGUAUCUGAUAAAGACAAAUCUUGUUGCUUGGUUGAAAACAGUACAGUUACUGAGCUAUCAAUGAUCUAAAGCAAAGAUUAAUAGACAUGUUAAAUGAUAGGGAGUUUUGAGUUGUUUUGAAUCAUGA
Rhopilema esculentum is the source of this 3303-nucleotide messenger RNA. Its product is annotated as poly(A) polymerase type 3. Gene Ontology annotation, biological process: RNA 3'-end processing. Gene Ontology annotation, molecular function: poly(A) RNA polymerase activity; RNA binding. Gene Ontology annotation, cellular component: nucleus. The record is from RefSeq and is a predicted model, not a curated record. NCBI's taxonomy places the organism in Eukaryota, Metazoa, Cnidaria, Scyphozoa, Rhizostomeae, Rhizostomatidae.